ACUCUACAAAUCCAGCAUUCAGUAUCAUAUACUGUCGCACACACUGUGUGAGCCGAGAGCGCUCUCCGUCUUUCAUUCAUCCCGGUAAACGCUGCUCACACUUUCUUCUUCUUCUCCUCCCUCCUCACCCCUCCCUCCCCUCGUUCCCCUUCUCUCCCCACUCUUCACUCCCUCACGCUGGGAUAGCUUACUUUGUUUUUGUUUUCCCUCCGCGGUGCCUUUUGGUCGCAGUAGUAGGCUAGUGGAAGAUAUCAACAGAGCUACGUUUCUUCUUGCCUCCGCGAUACUACGGAAUACAUAGGAGUCGUUGGAGGGCACGCGCAUCACGACAGAGAGCAGCGCGCAAGCUUUUUUUUUUAAGAGGGUACGACAUGAUUUAAAACAAGAAAUUAAGAAAAUAUCUGUAUUGAAUAACAGCGUUAGGUGACGCUCCACCUGAAAAGACUCACGUUAAGUUUUGACGGAUUUUACGGCACAGGUGCGUUAAAGGAUUAAAUACAGGCAUUUGGCGGAUGGUUGUCGGUUUCGUGGAGAGGAGUCAGCGCCUCUGCGCAAGUCUCAGAUGAAGAUGAAGUCUGCGGGCGUAGUGGAUGGAGGCUUGUUCACAGAGAGCUAUUGUAACAUCUGCAAUGCCCAGCUCAUCUCCGAGUCCCAGCGCACGGCUCACUAUGAGAGUAAGAAACAUGCCAACAAGGUACGUCUGUUCUACAUGCUUCACCCUGAAGACGGAGGACCACCUUCCAAGAGACUGCGGCCAGAUAACCCAGACUGUGCAGAGACAGAGGUGGACAGGAACAAGUGCUGUACUUUGUGUAACAUGUUCUUCACCUCCGCCAUUGUGGCCCAGUCACACUACCAGGGCAAAACCCAUGCCAAGAGAGUCCGCCUGGUGCUGGGGGAGCCGCCCAGCCUACCCACAGCCAUGACCAGCCCUACAAACACAGAUUCCUCCCCUUCCACCCCGCUGCCCACAGACCCCGUUGCGUGCCCCCCUCCUCCCCCUGACCUGGCUUGGCCCUUGGCGGUGGUCGGCGGAAACGGCGGAAGAGAGGCCGGGAAGUACUGCUGCCUGUGCGGAGCCUGGUUCAACAACCCGCUGAUGGCCCAGCAGCAUUACGAGGGCAAGAAACACCGCAGGAACGCAGCCAGAGCACGCCUCCUGGAGCAGCUAGCGGGCAGUCUGGAUGCCACGGAGAGCACAGGGCUGCGCAGUAGUUACUCCUGCAGUGUCUGCAGUGUGGUCCUCAACUCUAUUGAGCAGUACCAUGCACACCUCCAGGGCUCCAAGCACCAGAACAACUUGAAGCAACACCAGCAGUAAGCCACGGAGACAGGCUACUCUGGAGACGAAGAUGGAGAUUAUUGGAAUAAACAACUUCAGAAAAAAAGGACUUGUCAGAAACCGAAGAGUAUGAGAAGGUAGUGCAGAGUAACUUCAGAGCGAGAGAGAGAGCGUGUGUGUGUGUGUGUGUGUGUGUGUGUGUGUGUGUGUGUGUGUGUGUGUGUGUCAUAGGCACCCAUGCAUGCAUUUGCAGUAUGCAUUUGCAGUGUGCAUGUGUGGGUCAUUGCGACUGUGUUUAUUUCUAUCUUUGAUCUAAAAAUAUAUCUGAGAUUUAUUUAGCACCUAAGUGUUUGAUAUGAGUUCUCGCUACCCAACAGUCGUCAAAAGACUUGCGGCUGCAUAUUGCCAUAUAACUCCUUUGUGAGCCACAAUCCUAAAAUUUAACUGAUGUCAGUGUGUUGCCCAGAGUGGUAAUAAUCAUUACAAUGAUACAAUGAUAGUCAUAGAGCAGCAGUAAUAAUAACUAUGUAACUAGCCGUCCCCCAAGUGCUCUGACAGUGAUCCAAGUCUUCUGUUUCUAAAUGCAUUUCAUAUACAGUGAUGGUGGCACAUGCAUGGCUCACUUUCAGACCACUUGAGACCUACUCAGGUCCAGACCUUUAAGUCCAAGGACGAGAGAACUCCCAACGACCUCAGCCAUUACAGGUUGCAUGAAUUUGCAUUAAAAAGGUAUUUUUGGUUUGAAUCUUGUGUUAUCUAUAAAUGUAGUGGAUUGGUGUCACUUUUUUUCAAAUGGUGGGUGUGUCAUUUUAAAACCCUUUUUUUUUCAUGCAUUUCAUAUAAUCAAAACCUUGAGCUAUGGCAUGGUUACAGUAAAGCGGGCAGUGGAGGAAAAACAGCACAAAGACUUCUAAACUCCUGCUCUGAAGUGUACCCUGUGCAAUUUUGUGAAUCAUCUAUUGUUGAAAACAUUCCCACAGCACUGAAUACUGAUGUCAGGUGCAGUCUGGAGGUGACAAAAAUUAUCUUCUCUGUUGAGAUGGGCGACAUGUAGAUAAUAUUUUUGAAAUUUUUCUGUGAGAAAAAAAAAAUAAAAAUAAAAAAAGUCACUCCCAAUCCAUGUAGCAGCCAAUGAACAAUACAACUGGGAUGUAAUUAAAUGCAUGCAAAAUGUGAAAUAUUGCAGUCACUUGCCAUUUUGGAAACCUAUUGCUUGCGUGUUUUGGCAAUAGCGCUGCUUUCUAGUGAUAGCUUCAUAAUGUAUUACUGCACAUGCUUGCACCUGAGCAAAGAGGUCACCUUUUAGUACUGGUUUCUUUUCCACAUCUAAUUUAUUCAAUCAAAAUGUAAGCCUUUUGAUACCUGGAAAUUACACGAGUCACCGCUGUAUAACACCGCUCAUCUGUAGAGUCUUCAGAGUGUCUGUAAAGGGAGUUUCAACAAUGGUUUGUAGCAGCACAAGAUGAGCAAAGAGAAGACAUGCUCCACUUUCCUGCACUGGCACUAAGAAGCAUUUCUCUAUAACCUGGGGAAAGGACUGAAAAAAACACGGCACUCAAUGCUAAGCUAUCUUCUGUGAGUUAUUGUUGGUUCAAGCUAUUAUUUUCUCUGUAAACACAUUAAAAAUGUUUUUAUUUUGUGAUUUGUUUAUUUCAUGGUGAAGGGAGUGAAUUACGAGUGACCUGAUUAAACUUGUAUUUCUUCUGCAGACAUAUGGAUGAGUAAUGGUUUUAUGCAAUCACACUAAUAUUAAGAACCAUAUGAGGGUUUGAAGUGAAAUUGUUUAACGAACAAAAAAAGCAGUUUGCGUAAAUAAGCAAUAGCUGCAGGUGAAGUUUGUGUUUUAAGUAAAAGAGUACAAGAGUUUUGUAUUCAUAGUGUUUGUCUGCACUAAGCUAUAGGGCGAUAAGGGAAAUGUGUUUCACAUGGAUAUUACUGAAAAAUACAAAUAUGCUGGCACUGAAAUGAGAAUAAAAUGGCUUUUGGUGAGUCAUGAUUUUAAAUGGAUAACCAUAAGUGAAAAUAAACUCAUCCUGAGCCAAGGAGUCAGUGUUGAUGGACCAAAACCCAGCAUUGGAAGACAGUGAUCAUAGAGGGAUUCUGAUAACAGCUGUUUUCAUGAGGACAACCACAAUCACCACAAAGAAAUCCCCUCAGAGAAACAUUCGAUAUGUGACUGUUUUGCCAGUGGAUUCAUAAAACAGCCAAAAACGACGAUGCAGGACUACAAACUGUUGGAUUUUAACAUGAUGUCUAAAA
This is a messenger RNA of Sander lucioperca (pikeperch), 3541 nucleotides long. RefSeq names its product zinc finger protein. The coding region runs from base 563 to 1321 and encodes 252 amino acids. NCBI's taxonomy places the organism in Eukaryota, Metazoa, Chordata, Actinopteri, Perciformes, Percidae. The record is from RefSeq and is a predicted model, not a curated record. The transcript has 7 exons. Gene Ontology annotation, molecular function: zinc ion binding; nucleic acid binding.